Molecule: messenger RNA, 1938 nt
Organism: Thamnophis sirtalis
Lineage: Eukaryota; Metazoa; Chordata; Lepidosauria; Squamata; Natricidae
Source: RefSeq, a predicted model, not a curated record
UAUGAAAAGUUGUAUCUUGCAUUUCAAAGAAGCCUAGCCAAUAAUAACAUAAAAGAAACGGGGGAAUUCCAGUCACUGUUCUAAGAGAAUCACUUGGCGAAGAGCUGUUCAAAAUAUGUUAUGAAGAAGAUGAACACAUCCUUGGAGUUGUUGGGGGGAGUCUGAAAGACUUUUUGAACAGUUUCAGUACUCUUCUGAAGCAGAGCUCCCAUUGCCAUGAAGCUGAAAAAAUGGGCAGAGUUGAAGAAGUCUCAAUUUUGUGCUUGGAAAAAGAUCCCAAUUUUUUAAAUGUAUACUAUUUUUCCCCAAAAAAACCAACUACCCUCAUCCUGUCUGGCAUUAUUAAAGCAGCAGCUCUCAUUUUGUAUGACAUGGAGGUGGAAAUAAUGGUAAUGCCACCCAGCUUCUGCAAAGACAGUUCCGAGUUUAUUGAUCAACCUUAUUUGUUGUAUUCUGUGCACGUCAAAAGCACAAAGCCAUCUCUAUCACCUUGCAAGCCCCAGUCUUCUCUUGUCAUUCCUACUUCUAUGUUCUGUAAGACCUUCCCUUUCCAUUGCAUGUUUGACAAGGCCAUGGAUAUUUUGCAAGUUGGCAAUGGCAUCAGGAGAUUAUUAAACAAAAGAGAAUUUCAAGCAAAGCCACAGUUUGAAGAGUGGUUUGAAAUUUUGGCUCCUAAAAUAAAUUGCACAUUUAGCGGGAUCAUGACAAUGCUGAACAUGCAGUUUACUAUAAGAGUGAGACGAGGAGGCAAGGUUUUUAAAAAGUCAACUGGGGUUAUGGAUCUUAAAGGACAAAUGAUUUACAUUAUUGAAUCUAAUGCCAUUUUGUUCUUGGGAUCUCCUUGUGUGGAUAGACUGGAAGAUUUCACAGGACGUGGCUUAUAUCUUUCAGAUAUUCCAAUUCAUAAUGCACUUAGGGAUGUUGUUUUAAUAGGAGAACAAGCCAGAGCUCAAGAUGGAUUGAAGAAAAGAUUAGGGAAGCUUAAAGCAACUCUUGAACAAGCUCACCAAGCUCUUGAAGAAGAGAAAAAAAAGACAGUUGAUCUUUUGUGCUCUAUUUUCCCCGAGGAAGUUGCUCAGCAGCUAUGGCAAGGACAAGUUGUACAGGCCAAGAAAUUUAAUAAUGUCACAAUGCUUUUUUCUGACAUUGUAGGAUUCACUGCAAUCUGUUCUCAGUGUUCACCCAUGCAGGUUAUCACCAUGCUUAAUGAGCUGUACACUCGCUUUGAUUAUCAGUGUGGAGAACUGGAUAUCUACAAGAUGCGUAUAGGACUACAUUCUGGCUCUGUUUUUGCUGGUGUUGUUGGUGUGAAAAUGCCACGUUACUGCCUAUUUGGAAACAACGUAACACUUGCCAACAAGUUUGAGUCUUGCAGUCUUCCUAGGAAAAUAAAUGUUAGCCCCACUACCUACAGGUUGAUAAAGGAUCACCCUGGCUUCAUGUUUACUCCUCGCUCAAGACAAGAACUUCCUUCCAACUUUCCAGGUGAUAUACCUGGAAUCUGUUACUUUCUUGACGCUUAUCUUCAAGGGAAAAGUACAAAAGGCUGGCUUCAGGGGAAAGAUGCUGAAGAAGACAAGACAAAUUUCCUGGGGCCAUCAACAGGAGUGGAUUAAAUUGUAUUUUGGAGACAAAAUAGUGUGUAUGUGUGUGUGUGUUUAUAAGUUCUGAGUUUUGAUUUCCUUUUGUUGAAGAAAUAUAAUAGCACUUUAGCUUAUUAAUCACUUGAAAGCCAGUAUUAAAAUUUAGUUUAAAGGGGUAUUGAAUAUUAUGUAGAAUUUUUAUUGAGAUAAUAUAUUCAGUGUCUAAAAAAUAAUAGUUGAAGCUGUAACAAGACAGAGCCAGUCUGCCUGUGAAGAAUUCUGUCCCUCUAGAAAUGAACUUUGAAGUCAGUUUUUUGAUAAUGUGUGCUUUGCACCUUACCAAAUUCCCAGUUUU